Dioscorea cayenensis subsp. rotundata (Guinea yam) is the source of this 1125-nucleotide messenger RNA. Its product is annotated as chloroplastic import inner membrane translocase subunit HP30-2-like. The record is from RefSeq and is a predicted model, not a curated record. Gene Ontology annotation, cellular component: chloroplast inner membrane; TIM22 mitochondrial import inner membrane insertion complex. Gene Ontology annotation, molecular function: transmembrane protein transporter activity; protein binding. The transcript is spliced from 6 exons. Gene Ontology annotation, biological process: protein insertion into mitochondrial inner membrane; protein targeting to chloroplast. Bases 114 to 905 code for a protein of 263 amino acids. NCBI's taxonomy places the organism in Eukaryota, Viridiplantae, Streptophyta, Magnoliopsida, Dioscoreales, Dioscoreaceae.
CCCUGGCUUUAUCCAUUCACAAGCUUGGAAACUCGAGACGACGCAUCCUCUGAGAGCCGCUGCUUUCCCUCGGUUCCGUGGAGAAGAGGAGAAAGAGAGAUCGCGACGACGAGAUGGAGGAAGGAGGGAAGCACGGCGUGAUGGUGGUGACGCCUCUACAGCAUCCUCAGAACCCUAUUGAGCAUCUGCAGGCCCGCUUCAAGGAGCUCGAGAACGGCUUCAAGGCAUGGGUCUCCCGCCAGCCAAUCCCCAUCGAGGCUGCCGUCGUCGGAGGCACCGCUGCCAUCCAAGGCGCCGCCAUUGGGGGCCUCAUGGGAACCCUCACCUCGGACAUCUCCUCCACCUUCCCCUCCCCUUCUCUUGACGCCCCUGGUCUCAACCCUCAGGCCAUGGCCUCACUCAAGCAAGCUCAGGCUUUUUCUGGAGGUCCCUUAAUACAAGCUCGUAAUUUUGCUGUCAUGACUGGUGUGAACGCAGGUAUAAGUUGUGUCUUGAAAAGAAUAAGAGGUGUGGAAGACUUACAAAGUAGUGUGGUGGCAGCUUUUGGUUCUGGAGCAACGUUUUCACUGGUUAGUGGAAUGGGAGGCCCAAAUCAAGCAGGCAAUGCAAUAGUAUCUGGUCUUUUCUUCGCGCUUGUUCAGGGUGGCAUUUUUAAGUUCAGCCAGAAGUUUUCACAGCCACCAGCAGAUGAUACGUUUUACACCCGAACAAGGAGCAUGCUAUCAAGCCUCGGCCUUCAAAAAUAUGAAAAGAACUUUAAGAAAGGGUUGCUCACCGACAGCACUUUGCCUCUUCUCACGGAUAGUGCACUCAGAGAUGUUAAGAUUCCUCCUGGACCUAGACUGCUCAUUCUUGAUCAUAUUCAGAGGGAUGAUGAGUUUUCGAAGGUAAAGCGCCGAAUGUAGUAACUCUUCCAUGGUUUGUUUCUCCCGCAAAUUUCUUUAAGACUGUUGCUAGGAAACUCUUCUACCUUUACAAGGCAUCAGCAUUUGACUGCAUUUCCUUAAAACAAUGAUUUCCAAGAGAUGGAUAAUAAGCUUUAAUUUUGUUUGUUAGCUUUGGUUAUGUCAAUUUUUGUUUAUAUCUGAAUAUUCUGCUGAAAUUCUAAUAUGUGUGAUCAGAUCA